AUGAGAACUACGACAGAUACAAUGCUACUCAAAUGGAAAUUUUUCUCAAGAACUCACAGCCAAAUACAGAACGAUUUAAGUUCUAAUCUGUUUUCAAAUAUUCCGACAUUAAAUGUAAUCGAAAACAACUUUGUUGUGCACGUCACAAGUCUCACAUUUAAACUUGAUCUUGAAACUUUGUGUAUCUAUCUAAAUAUCUACAUACGUGAUUCCUUUUCCGCCUAUUUAUCGUUGACUAAUGGAGUCACCUUCAAUGAACGUUUAACCGCGUCAUAA
Messenger RNA from Clunio marinus, 276 nucleotides. NCBI's taxonomy places the organism in Eukaryota, Metazoa, Arthropoda, Insecta, Diptera, Chironomidae. The record is from the annotation of a GenBank genome assembly.